AAAGUUUUCCGCUGUCCUAUUUCCGUGAAUUAGCAUUUUUUUCCUAAGAUAUUCGGAAGGGCGGGGCUUAAAAAACAGCUGUUCGACGUCUGUAUAAAAAAGACUUGCGAACAUUACUCGGCAUAACCUGUAUGACUUACUAAGAUCUACAAUCUAAAAACGACCAUUAUUAGAUUUUUACCUCAUUUCUAGUUCCCAGAUGAGUAAACAAGGACCCCCACCAGCUGCCCCUCCUAGCUACUUAGAAGCUGUAGGUGGGGUCAACCCAUCCAGCUCCUUUACUCCCCAUCACAAUGUAACCAGCCAACAACCAAUAAUUGUGACUACUGUAAUACCUGUUGGACCAGGAUCUACACAUACGGUUUGUCCUCACUGUCACGCAGAAGUGGAUACAUCAGUUCGCACAGAACCUGGUCUCAUUGCCUGGCUGUCUGGAGGGCUUCUUGUUCUAUUUGGAUGUUGGCUAGGCUGUUGCCUUAUUCCUUGCUGCAUCCCUGAGUGCAUGAAUGUUCAUCAUGCCUGUCCAAAUUGUAAAGCUUAUCUUGGUCGGUACAGCCAUUUUUAAGCCAAUGUUAUAAUCAUAGGCCACUGGUUCUUUUGCAUAUUUUAUUAAAGGUUUCUUCUUUGCAACCAAUCUGUUACAUCAUUCUUGAGAGCAAAUUGGGAAUUUCUUCUUAUUGCAUAAAUCUUUACAAUUUAAUUGUUUUCAAACAAAAGAAACUCAAAAUGUUGUACCGUUUGUACCUUGCUAAAAUAUCUACUCUGCUUACACAUUAAAAUAAAAUAUACACUGUUUCUUUCAUUA
Molecule: messenger RNA, 805 nt
Organism: Daphnia magna
Lineage: Eukaryota; Metazoa; Arthropoda; Branchiopoda; Diplostraca; Daphniidae
Product: LITAF domain-containing protein
Exons: 5
Coding region: 200-565 (121 amino acids)
Molecular function (GO): zinc ion binding
Source: RefSeq, a predicted model, not a curated record